GUUACGACACAACUGUUUCCACAUCCUUCAUCCCACAGUACAGUCGCUUCGGGUCCGAAACAGCAACAUUUAUCCCCAAUAGCUGCAUAUCUUCGCCACGAUGUUUGUCCCUCAGGGAAUGAGAAGGGCCAGACAGGCCCGAAGAGCCCGUGCAGAAGCACUCUUUCGUGAAGAAAAGAAAGCAGAAGUAAGAAUUCCUUCACGCAAAGAAUUAGACGUUGCCCGUAGACCUACACUAAAAGAGGCUGGACUGUACGACCUAGUCCUCGACACGGGGAGGUACAUGGUCUUAGUGUUGUUGGUGUUAGGAAUCGCACACACUAUGGCCGUGCCCAACGCCUUUAACCUCACCAACAACAUGGAAAACACGUUUCUGUCUAAGCUGGACAAGAUCAACGUCAGUGUCGAUGUGUAUUAUUGGCUGGAGAAUGAGUUGUUGCCGAAGGUGUCAGCGGACGGAUACACCGCCGACGACCAGUCUGUUCUCGUUGGAUUAGUGAGAUUGCGCCAAGUCCGAGUCCCGUUAGAUACAUGUAAUUUCCACCACGGGUCCAGACUGCUGUCCUUGUACUUCUUCGACAUGUGCGCGGAGGACUACACGCGUGGUAGCGCGGUCAAAAGUCACUUCCAUCCUGGAUGGACCAAAGAGUCGAACCUAACGGACACGUCGAGCCCUUGGGUCUACAGGCAGACGGACAGCAUCUGGGCCCUGUGGCACUACGACAGUGGUGGAUACGUGGAAGACAUAGAUCCCAGAUUACCCAAUUAUAACCACCGCUUGAGUGAACUCCGCAACAUGAGCUGGAUCGACAGACAGACGAGAGCUAUUUUUGUGGAUUUCACUCUGUACAAUGCUAACGUGGACCUGUUCUGUGUGGUUUCCGUACUUGUGGAAACCCCGGCAACCGGAAGAGCUAGAGCCCAGGUCGAUCUACCAGUUUUGCGCCUCCAUCUUUACAACCAAACCACUGACCUUAUACUUUUGACCUUUCAGAUUGCUUACGUCAUUUUUCUCACUUACUUCAUCUAUUACGCUGUUCGUGGCAUUCUCAAAGAUAGGAUGGAAUAUUUCAAAGACAUAUGGAAGGUUCUUGACCUGAUAAUCGUUAGUCUGUCUCUGAUAGCAGUCGCAGCUUUUGGUGCACGAAUGGUUCUGACCGAAAAUACCCUGGCAAACUAUCGCGAAAACAACAAAUCGUUUCUCAACAUCGCUCCAGUCGUUCUUGCAGAUAGUACACUUCUAAACGUGGUCUCCACAUUGGCUUUUAUUGGCUGCUGCCGAUGUUGUAAGUUACUGAGUGGAAACAACAGUCUUUCUUUGAUGCAGAAGACUUUCGGCCGUGCGAUAAAGCCCAUGUUGGCCCAUGGAUGUGUCAUCGUGGUCGUCAUGCUAGCCUACGUCAUGCUGGGUAAUAUCUCUUUCGGUGGCUAUGUGGAGUCUUACUCCACUAUCUACAACGCAUUCCUAACCGUGACAAACUUUGUGAUUGGUUCAUACCAACUGGAAGAUUACGUCCUGUUCCCAACCUUAGGAACGAUCUUCUUCAUCAGUUUCAUCCUCUUCAUGAAUUUCGUUCUCCUGAAUUUCUUCGCGACUGUGAUGAUGGACGCUUUCUUUACUGAGAAGGAGACGUUCGUGAUUCCGGAGGACAGAGAGAUUGUGACGUACACCAUGAACAGGAUCAGGGCCCGCAUGCCAGGCUGGUGUCAUGGUCAUGCAGAGAACCAAUCACCCGAUGGUGCCGAGUCCGACCCGGCCACAACGUCGUUCGGGAGCUCCGAGAACGGUUGUGAUGAUGAAAGGAUGCCUGCGAUGAAGACGACUGAAUAA
This is a messenger RNA of Branchiostoma floridae (Florida lancelet), 1831 nucleotides long. RefSeq names its product polycystin-2-like. Gene Ontology annotation, molecular function: calcium channel activity; calcium ion binding. Bases 101 to 1831 code for a protein of 576 amino acids. Lineage: Eukaryota; Metazoa; Chordata; Leptocardii; Amphioxiformes; Branchiostomatidae. Gene Ontology annotation, biological process: detection of mechanical stimulus. The record is from RefSeq and is a predicted model, not a curated record. Gene Ontology annotation, cellular component: membrane. The transcript has 4 exons.